Molecule: messenger RNA, 681 nt
Organism: Capronia coronata CBS 617.96
Lineage: Eukaryota; Fungi; Ascomycota; Eurotiomycetes; Chaetothyriales; Herpotrichiellaceae
Exons: 2
Coding region: 1-681 (226 amino acids)
Cellular component (GO): mitochondrial inner membrane peptidase complex; membrane
Molecular function (GO): serine-type endopeptidase activity
Source: RefSeq, a predicted model, not a curated record
AUGUCUCUCCUCCGACGGCUCUUCCGAGCUGCGCCCAACCCACCGCCGCGACCGGUACGGACUCCCGUAUCCUUUGCGAUCCAUGUCGGAGCCACGUUCAUUGCGAUAUAUUCGUUGUCGGCGUUGAUCGCACACAAUUGGAUCUGGUACACGUAUUCGUUGCAAAAGGCAAACGCAGGUCCUUCCAUGUAUCCGACCAUAGCGAGCGGACUGUCCUACACCAUCUACUCUCGAAGACACAAACGGGGCCGAAAUAUACAGAUUGGCGAUGUUAUACUUUUUGAAAAUCCUAUCUUCCUACGAGGAAAGGCAUGCAAACGGGUCGUUGGUAUGCCGGGCGACUAUGUGGUUCGAGACCCUUCACAAAGUCCAACUGUCGGCGGCGCACCUGUGCCUGGUAUUACUGAAGACGACGCUGUGCGGGAAGAGCCCGUCAUGGUGCAAGUUCCCGAGGGCCAUGUGUGGGUUGCGGGCGACAGUCUGUCCUACAGCAGAGACUCCCGGUUCUAUGGUCCGGUGCCGAUGGCACUGAUUGCCGGCAAAGCACUCUACAAUGGCGACGGGUGGUUCAAUUGGACCUCAUUCCGCACACCUCAGCUGACUCCGGUCGAGGAGCCCAGUCAAAUCUCCCUAGAGCCUGUGAAGGGCGAAGUACCUCUGGAAGAUGCAAGGGCUGGUUGA